Messenger RNA from Paralichthys olivaceus (Japanese flounder), 686 nucleotides. It is a transcript of the gene rln3b, whose product is annotated as relaxin 3b. The record is from RefSeq and is a predicted model, not a curated record. Gene Ontology annotation, molecular function: G protein-coupled receptor binding; hormone activity. Gene Ontology annotation, cellular component: extracellular region. NCBI's taxonomy places the organism in Eukaryota, Metazoa, Chordata, Actinopteri, Pleuronectiformes, Paralichthyidae.
UUUCCAGCCUUUGAAAAACCUCCAGCAUCUUUUCACUCUCACCAUGUGGAAGGCAGCACUCUUGACCAUGGGCUUGUUGGUGGCUCUCGUGGACAGGGUGCGCUCCAACGACGGCCAUCCCUCUUUCUACGGGGUGAAACUGUGUGGAAGAGAGUUCAUACGAGCUGUCAUCUUUACCUGUGGUGGGUCUCGCUGGAGGAGAAGCAUAGGAGACUCAGCUCUUAUUGGAGAAGAAGCCUUUGACCCAUGGAACACAGAUCCCAUCCCUCAACAUACCAAUGAGCAGGAUCCUGCAGAGUCCAAAGGAUGGAAAGAUCAAAUGCUGGAGGUGGCACCGGUGGCUACUGGAUUCAGCCACUCAGCUCGCUUGCCGAUCUCAGAGGAGGUGCUGGAGGCUCUGAGGAGUGCAGACAGGAAAGGACGGGAUGUAGUGGUUGGACUGUCCAACGCCUGCUGCAAGUGGGGCUGUAGCAAAAGUGAAAUCAGUUCUCUGUGCUGAACCUAGUCUGCUUAAACGUGCAUCUUGUCCUGUCCCUCAGGCAGAGCUCCUCUCUUUCCCUGUGAUUCCUCCAGUUUUUCAAAGUUACCAUUCAUGAAAUGACACUUCCCAUCCAACUCACUGUCAUCGUGUUUUGAUUUAUGGAUACAGAAAUGUGAAUGUGUGUACAAAAGUGGUUUAUUGUGAU